Molecule: messenger RNA, 3306 nt
Organism: Talaromyces rugulosus
Lineage: Eukaryota; Fungi; Ascomycota; Eurotiomycetes; Eurotiales; Trichocomaceae
Exons: 1
Coding region: 1-3306 (1101 amino acids)
Molecular function (GO): protein binding; oxidoreductase activity
Source: RefSeq, a predicted model, not a curated record
AUGAGCCCUGCACCGGUUAUAUCAGAAUCGUCGCCGGCCUCCAUGGCAAAGGAGGCCAAGGGAGGCCUGAAGAUGAACAGUGGCACUGCAAACUCACUGACAUUCAAGCAUUACACUUAUCCUGCCUCGUCGCAACGACCUCCGGUGCCGGCGCCGAAACGACGACGUAUUGCAGAGCCUCUGUCCGUGGACAGCUCUGUCUCUCAGAAUACUGCCAAUACUUUGCAUGAAAACAAUGGCCUUUGUCAAUUGCCACACCAGAUCCAUUUCCAGACUAAUUCUACACUCGAUGGGUCGUUUUCGUCGCAGAGUGCAACAACAGAUAGGUUUUCCCGCGAUGGCUUUGACUCGGAAGCGUCGAAUUAUAACACGCCGAAUACGUCGGCUUCAAUAAUCUCUGCCAUUUCUCAGAAACAGUCCAUGUCGCCUUCUAUUUUGUUGACCACUGGAUUAGAUACAGCAAAUACCCUGGCCGCUGCUCGGAAUCCACCCACUACAACAUUAGAUACUAAACCAGAGUACGAGCGCGAGGCUCCUGACUAUGAGCAGUUCAAACCUCGGUCUUCAAUUCCUUCUGGCCUCCCAGGACCGGUUUACGCUCAGCAAUGUAUUACAGCCGCAUAUUCGUCACGUCUCAACCCUUUCGCAUUACAUGAAGGCGAGCAAGAGGCAUUGGGGGACCACCUGUGCCAUUUACACGUUACUACUUAUCUGAAUAUCCGGAAUGGGAUUUUGAGGCUGUGGACGCGCAAUCCAAUGAUUAGCGUCACGCGGGAAGAAGCUUUGGGCUGUGCAAAGGAUGCUAGAUGGAUGGGCCUGGCUGAUUUUGCCUACGAGUGGCUUGUGCGGAACGGAUAUAUUAAUUUCGGCUGCGUCGAGGUACCGGAGGCUGACCUUUUACCUAAAAAGGGCCGCCGAAAAGACGAUGGGCGUGUGAUUGUCAUUGUUGGUGCCGGUGUGGCUGGUCUUGCGUGUGCGAGGCAGUUGGAGGGACUAUAUCAGCAGUAUCGCGACAGAAUCGGGUCGUUAAAGGUUAUCGUACUAGAAGGACGACGCCGUAUCGGGGGACGUAUAUAUUCACAUCCUUUGAAAAGCCACAAGGAGAUUUUGCUGCCAAAGGGACUGCGACCUACGGCUGAAAUGGGGGCUCAUAUAAUUGUUGGAUUUGACCGAGGAAACCCGCUGGAUCCGGUCAUCCGAUCGCAGCUAGCACUGCGAUACCAUCUUCUCCGGGAUAUUUCUACAAUAUAUGAUAUUGACGGGUCGCCCGUCGACGAAGUUCAAGAUGCGAUGGACGAGCGGCUGUACAACGACGUUCUCGACCGCUCUGGGAACUACCGGCACAAAACUCUUAUCAAUACCACUGCUGAGGGAGAUCGUGAUAUGAUGUACCAUGGCCGGGAUAUAACCGUCAGUGAUGGCGUGACAGUUCGCCAGUUUGAGGAAGCUCGUGCAGCUGGGACACACCAUCUUUUGCUUCCAGCAGCGAGACUACGUCGUGGUAUCGGACACAAUGCAUCUCGUAUUCUACCUCCUCCAUCUUCGCAAAUGGCCGAUGCACCAGAUGAGGAAUUGCCGGCGGCUAUGGAAUGCCAAAACAUGGGAUGGAAACUGCGAGAUGGUGUUUCUGCUCGAGACGACCUGGAUCUCGACAAGAUUGCCAAGGCAUCUUCGAGCCAGACGCUGGGAGCUGUCAUGGACGAAGGCGUCGGCCAAUAUCAACGCAUGCUUCCACUGACGCCCAAGGACAUGCGGCUUAUGAAUUGGCACUAUGCGAAUUUGGAAUACGCGAACGCGACGAAUCUCAACGGGCUAAGUUUGUCGGGCUGGGAUCAGGACAUGGGGAAUGAGUUUGAGGGCGAACACGGCCAAAUCAUCGGAGGAUACCAACAGCUGCCUCGAGGGCUAUGGGCGUUGCCUACAAAGCUAGACGUGAGAACCAACGAGACCGUCACCAAGAUUACAUACGACACAACGGGUAUAGGAAAGACUACAGUCCAUACUGAAAACGGCCCUAUUGCGGCAGAUCACGUCGUCUAUACUGGGUCCUUGGGCACACUUAAACACCGCAGCGUCGAUUUCUCGCCUCCAUUACCGGACUGGAAAACCGGAGCGAUUGACCGGCUUGGCUUUGGGGUCCUCAACAAGGUCAUCCUAGUCUUUGAUCAUGUGUUUUGGGACUCCAACCGGGACAUGUUUGGACUUCUCCGCGAAGCCGAAGUGCCCGGUAGCAUGUCACAGGCAAGCUAUGCUAGAAACAGAGGCCGAUUUUACCUAUUCUGGAACUGCGUCAAGACAGCGGGCGUGCCGCUGCUGAUCGCGCUGAUGGCCGGUGACGCCGCACACCAGGCCGAGAGCAUGGCGGACGCGGAAAUCGUGGCCGAAGUCACUUCGGAACUGCGCAACAUUUUCAAAUCUAGCCCUGUCCCAGACCCGCUAGAGACCAUAGUCACGCGCUGGAAGUCGGACAAGUUCACCCGGGGCACGUACUCGUUUGUUGCAGCCGAUGCCUUGCCUGGGGAUUACGAUCUUAUGGCCAAGGGUGUAGGCAACCUGCACUUUGCCGGUGAAGCAACCUGUGGCACGCACCCGGCGACUGUACACGGGGCGUUUUUGUCAGGGCUGAGAGCGGCGACGGAUAUAAUGGACAACAUAUUGGGACCUAUAGCAGUGCCGAAGCCGCUGGUUCCAGCAAAGGAGGGCGAGGUCAUUGGGCCUUAUAAUGGAGGAUUCAUCAAUGCAAACCUCGCUGCUGAAAAAGUAACAACACCAAAAAAGGAAUUCACACCAAAGUCCAAACCAAAGCCAAAACCAAAACCAAAACCUAAUACAACAGCAACAACAACAUUGCCAACCGAAACUCCCACCACCCUCUCCAAAGAACAACAACUAUACAACGACGCGCUCCAAACGCACCUCCACAACACCAUCGGCUCACCCCCGGCCAAACCAGGCAAAAUCGCACUCAACCCAUUCCUUACAUUCCAAAAGGACUACUGGAUCCGCGCAAAGCAGAAAUGCGAAAACAACAAAAGAGCAGCCACAAACGAUCCCAACGCAAAAGCUGCGCGGGAUGAGGUGCGUGCCGUGCUGGGUCAGAUGUGGCGCGAGGCGGACGAGCAGACGCAGCGACCAUAUCACGAGCAGAUGGCGGUGAAUCGGCAGACGAAUAAUGAGGUGCUAGAAACGUGGAAGGGCCAGAUGGCCGAGUAUGAGAAGAGGAGAGCGGAGGAGACGGGGGCGUGGGAGAGGCAGAAUCCGUAUGACAAGUGGGUGGGCGAGAACCUGAAUGUAGGGCACGUAUAG